Aureobasidium uvarum is the source of this 1473-nucleotide messenger RNA. Lineage: Eukaryota; Fungi; Ascomycota; Dothideomycetes; Dothideales; Saccotheciaceae. The record is from the annotation of a GenBank genome assembly.
AUGUCUGCCAACUUGCUUACCUUGCUUGGGAACAUCACCCUCGAUACGGGUGGUUGCCCUCAUCCUUUCAUCAGUGAAAGUCUAUAUCCAUAUACCGAAGGCNNUGUAAACCUCAACGGCCGCAACUGUGCAAAAAACCCUCUGGACUUUACAGGCCAUGGCUCGAAAUGCUGUGUACCUUGCCCACUCUCGGACUGGGUAAACUCGUCCAGUUUCCCUGGUCUCGCUGACGGCGCGGCAUGGGUAAACGUCACUGGCCUCAUCCUCUGCGGGUUUCUGCUGGUAUCCUACCUCGUGCUUCCCGCGGCUGCAACAAGACGCUCAUUCCUCAAUAUCGCGUUGCUUGCUGGUAUAAUGAUCAUGGAACUCGGCUUCAUCAUCCCACUGGGUCAGAAGCCUGAACAAUGCUUCGAUCCAGUUACGCCGAAUGACAUGAACAGUCAAAAUGCUUGUGCGGUGACAGGAGGCUUUGUGGUGUUUGGCGGCAUGUUGACCGUAUGUUGGAUCGUGGUGCGCUCGGUGUUUAUGCACCUGCAGAUUUGCUGGGACAUUGUGCCUGGGCGUGUGGCCAUGAUUGCUGCGAACAUUGCGGCUUGGUCGGUUACGAUCGCACUCACGGCGGCGGUGUUGGCUAAAGUGGGUGUGUCGUAUCGCUUUGGUGGGUACUGCCAUGUCAAUGUGGGCUCUACAUCGACUUACUGGGGCUGGAUGAUUGGGUUCGGCGGUGUGGCUUUGCUGCUGCAGUUUGCUACGUUCGUCUACUGCGCAAAGGUAUACCUGACAGCCGCCAUGCAUGGUCGUCAACCGCCUUCCUCCAGCAACGCGACAAAUUCCGUCAAGUCGGCGAGCAGCAAACGACAAGCGUGGACUUCGGUCAGGCGACUCAAGCAAGUGCUGCUCCUGCAAUGGCGAUCGCUCGCCAUUGUCGCCUUGGCCAUCUUCGUCAUCGCCUUUGUGUGUAUCAUCUUCAUCUUCCAAGUCGACUCUUACACCACCAGCACCUUUGCCGACCCUACGAAAGUUAUCCCUUGGGUGCUGUGUAUCCUCCAGCAACGCAGUACAGACAAAUGCCUGCCGUUGAUCCAGAAACUCAUCUUGCCGCAGUCAAUGGCGGUGGCGGUGUUGUAUGUGAUUGCGUUUGUGGGUAUAGAGGCUUUCGUCCUGCUCUUCAAGCCCGAAAUCUUCAAGGCGUGGUGGAGAUUUCUCAACAGUCCGUUCGAUAGCAGGAGGAAUAGCAGCACGUCGAGUCAGAACCCGAGUUGGUUGGAGAGACCGCCGAGGUUUGCAAUCGAUAGGNNGGGGAGUAUGGUGGCGGUGGACGAGCCGGUGGGAGUGGAGGCUGAGCACGCGGUGCAGAGGCAGGAUUCUGUUGUCAGCGAAGACGGAGCUGAGCACGAGCACGAGCACGAACACUCUGGGCUGAGGACGAGACCGCAAGACAUGGAGAAGCAGAAAGGCCAUCAUGAUAUUUGA